Molecule: messenger RNA, 4182 nt
Organism: Rhipicephalus microplus (southern cattle tick)
Lineage: Eukaryota; Metazoa; Arthropoda; Arachnida; Ixodida; Ixodidae
Molecular function (GO): protein binding
Source: RefSeq, a predicted model, not a curated record
CUCAUAAUCAUAUGGUGGUUUUGGGGUGUUAAAGCCCACAUAUCAAUUACUUUAAAGGGAUGUAUAGCUUUAUUAGUUGAAUCUUAAAGAUUGGUUUGUGGACCUGGUGUCCAUGCAUUCAUUCUAAGCAAUUUCUGUUAGCUACCCUGUGGUUGGUCCAGUCCGGAUAAGAGCAUGCUGACAUUAAUUUGGAAACAUGUUUUUGAGCAUUUCUUUUUGUGAGAAUUUGUUGCGAGGCUAAUUUUUUUUUACUUCCGGUUUCUGUUGUCAUGAGGGAUGAAAGGUGCUUAUAGAAUGUGGACUUGGUAAGCCACUCUGGGUAGCUGCGGUGACGUUACAGGCUUGCUAUCUUGUCAAAUAAAAAAACGAGCAUAUUUUCAAUGGUUUUACUGUGCAAGGUUUUUGCACCUUGCAAAGGCAUGUGUCUGCACUUGUCUCUCUGGCCUAUAAGCCAAAUAUACCGGUCUUGUAACAUUAUGUUAAUGGUUCAGUUUAAAAUGAGAGCAAAUGAAAAAUAUGCUUGUGUGUCCUGCAAUUGUUACUGAGAGGGGCAAUUUUGUGGAUGUUAAAGUUCACAGGUUGUAUACUUAAUUUUAAGUGCAAAUCAAAUAACACCAGGCUAUAAAAGAGUCUGAGUCCCAUGCUUCAAGGCCAUGUAGUUGUUACAGCUCAUAUAAAUAAAAAAAAAAUUAAUACCAACUGGCCCAGUAUUCGCAUUCUCAAGAUAUAGGUUCCAUUUGUGUUAUUUUUACCGGCAUACUUAUGCCACAGGAGUAGUUGGCCAUGAAAAAUAUGUGCGACAUAGCAAGAAAUUACCAGGCUGCCCUUUAGUUGCUAGUGCAUUUUGACACCAGCCUUGAUACAUAACCAUUUGCACAUUGAGGAUAAGCUGGGCUUGUUUGCGUGAUUAGAAAGUGUACUAAGAAUGCUGUGUGUCCAAGAAUGUAUGCAUGAGGAUCUGCUGUUUCUGCAUAGUUUUGACAGCAGUUGGGUCUUCCACCUCCACUUAGAGCAACUCUAGAUGGCUAGUGUAAAGGUGCAAAGCUUACUGACUUUUAUCUUUGUGUCAGUGGGAGUGUGAAGCAGUGUAAUGAAUAUUUUAAUUUAAGGAGUUCUUUAAGUGUAUAGAAUUCAUGAAACUUGAUGGGAUAAAUGUGGAUUAAUUUUAUGAAGACACAUAUGUAAAGCAGGAAUUUUCACUGUUGCUUUAAUUUAGUACAAACAGUGGUACAAGGGUUGGAAUAUAUAUGCAGGCGGUUAAAAUAAGCUCCCAAGCUGACAAUAGUCUGCAUCAAAGCACUACUUAACACUAGUUAUGUGGGGAAACUAAUGUUGCAGCUUUUGCAAAUAAAUGCUUCGUGUAAACUACUAUAGGCAUUUAAGGUAAUUCUGGUAUUGUUGAUUUGAUUAAAAAUUUACUGGCUCUUUCCUGCAAAUGGCACCUCUACAAACACGCACCUAAUCAGGCCUGAUACAGAACAAACUGCAUUUCUCGACUGUGAUUAGCUCCUCUUCUGGGACAAUUAUGACAGAAAAUUUUUAUUCAGAUUGGGCUUGACUGGGAUGGGAAAGUAAGUGGUGACACCCAUCUAAUAAAUGCACAUCACCAGUCUCAACAGUGGGAAAUAUGGCUGUGGUCAAUGCAACAUUACAUUUAGCAGCUUAAAUUUUUGGACAUAAUUGCAGCUUGUUUUUGACGAAAAAUUUAUUUUUUAUUGGAAGGCCUAUUGUCCUUUGACGCACUUUUCUCCACAUAGCUUAGAAUGUGCUAUUUUCUCUUUUAUUUUGGGAUGCCUUUAUGUGUUGAUUGCAGUUAGUUUUCUAACCAUUGCCUUGUGCAAAUGCACUAAAGUACUAACUUUGAUGUUGCAUAAGUGGUGUGCAGCUCAUAAUUACUGGAAUCAAUGCCUCAAGUCCUUGGUCAUCAUCUGUCAGAUAAGAUGAAGGAGGUGACAGGGGUGCGCUUUAGCAUCUCCAACCCGAACCUGGUGUACAACUCGUGCAGGGAUGGCAGCGUCCGCGUCUGGGACCUCCGAAACAUCAGACACCCAGUCUCCAAGUUUGUUGCCAACACAGAUGGAAAGGUGAAGCCGUUGUCAUGCUUUGACUUCAACUGCAACGAGCAGUUUUUGUGUGCUGGCACAGACCUCUACGAUGACAACGCAUACCUACUUUUCUGGGAUUUCAGGAGCAACAAAAUCCUUGGUGGCUAUUGGGACUCCCAUAGUGAUGACAUCACACAGAUCAAGUUCCAUCCGUCGAAGCCCAACUGCAUGGCCUCGUCCAGCAUGGAUGGCCUGGUGAACCUGUUUGACAUCAGCCAGACAGACGAGGAUGAUGCAUUACAGACCACUGUGAACUGCGACUGCUCGAUUAGCAAGAUGCAGUGGGUGAGGCACCAGACUGGUGAGGAGUUGAUCUCUGUCAUCACUACAGAUGAAGUGGUUCAGAUUUGGAGUCCCGACGAGGUUCAUCCAAGAAAAGUCAUUACGAGAUCAGACUUGACUUCGAUGUUCACUGAGCCAGUUCGAGUUGAUCACAUUGUGGAUAAUGUGAUGUUUGAGGACAAGAUGUAUAUCACGGCUGGUUCUGCCAAGGGUCUCGGCCUUUUAUGGAAUGUAACAGAAGAGCCCGAGCUCAUCUCUGUUCUUUGGCGUGGCCACAGGGAUUUGCCAAGAGUUUCCGCAUUGACCAAGUACUUCGUGGUUACUGGUGCGGAGGAUGGCAAUGUGUGCAUCUGGAGGCCAGAGACUGAGUGUCCUCCACAGCCAGAUGAAGAAGAGUCUGAAGACGAAGUAACUGAGAACAGCUCUCGUGCCAGUGCUGAUAGAGAUGACAAAUCUGAUCAUUCUCGUGAUUGGUCGCGGUCAAGAAGCAGGUCACGGUCUCGUAGCCGUUCUCGAGGAAGGUCACGGGAUCGAUCAAGGUCUAGGUCAAGAGGCCGCUCUAGGGGGCGAUCUAGGGAUAGAGGGAGGUCACGCGACCGAUCCCGUGAGAGAUCUCGCAGCCGCUCACGUAGGCGUUCAAGGGGGCGAUCAAGAGAUCGAGGAAGGUCACGAGGUCGUUCGAGGGGAAGAUCAAGGGAUCGCUCCAGGGGUAGGUCAAGAGGUAGAUCGCGAGACCGCUCGAAGGCAAGGUCGCGAGAUCGUUCCAGGGGUAGGUCUAAAGACCGCUCCAGGAAAAGAUCAAGAGACCGCUCUAGGAAAAGGUCGCGAGACAGGUCUAGAGGACACUCGAGGGGGAGGUCGAGGGACCGCUCUAAGGAAAAGCCAAAAAACAGAUCAAAAGAUAUUAGGGAACGAUCUAGAGACCGUUCCAAGGGGAGGUCAAGGGAUCAUUCACGUGACAAGCACAGGUCAGAUAGGGAUCGUUCUAAGGAAAAGUCUAGCCGUUCUGACAAAGACAAAUCUGAUCGCAGCCGUUCAGACAAAAGCAAAUCCGACCGCGAGAAAUCUGAUCGCGAUCGAUCAAACAGAGACAGGUCAGAGAAGGAUAAAACAGACAAUGAUAAGUCGGACAGAAGCAGAAUGGACAGGGACAAAUCUGAAAAAGACAAAAGUGACAGGAGUCGAUUAGAUAAGGGUAAGUAUGACAAGGACAAAACUGAAAGGGAUAGCAAGUCUGACAGGGAUGGCAAAUCUGAUCGGGACAAAGAACGUUCUGAAAAAGCUGAGAAAGGAAAGGCAGAGCGUGACCGUUCUAAAGAUAGGUCUGAUAUCAAGGAAAACAACAGUUCCGAACGAAACAAAGCAUCAGACCGUGACAAGUCCGACAAAAUGGAUGGUGAAAAGCUAGACAGAGAAAAUUCCCACCAGGAUAGGUCUGAUGGUGAGAGCAAGUCUGAUGGAGACAAAUCUUCAAGCAAGUCCGACAGAGUAGACAAGUCAUCUCACAAGAUGCCUUCAUCAGUGAAAGAGAAGUUGAGCUCAUCACAUAAUAGCAAGCCGUACUCAAGAUAGCCACGAAGUGGUCGGCAUUCGCAUGCCAUGCUUGUUUCAUUCACAAAUCACAUUGUGUGCUUGUUGUUUUUUUCCUCUUUUUUUUAAAAAACAAUUCACGUGGUCAUGACUCUGUCCAUUUCUUUGGGGUCUCUUCAUCCCCCCCCCCCCCUAUUUCUCCCUGGUUAUCUCAAGUGAUGUGAUUCUGCAUUUUGAAUAAUAUAAGGCCUUCAUACUUGCUGUA